ACGCACUCUGCCCAUCCGCAACGUCGACUGCGCCAAUCUCCUCCGCGCCGUCGACGGCGACGUCCAUGUCCCAGCGCACACCGUCGCCCAGCGCGAGCCGAUAGCUUCUGCCUCACCGCCCACUCUCAUUCCGUCCCGACCCUCCCGCUCCUUUGCCAGCUCUCUGUUUCCCCAUCGCCCAAGGCCGCUUGAAUGUCUGCCUCUUCCUCAAACCGUUCUUGGUGGUCUCGCUCUGGCCAGUCGCCAUCGGCGCCCUCCUCGUCUCUCCCAGGAAAGAGCCCAACGACCGAUAAGCCGCAUUCCAUCUCCAAAAAGCGCAACAUAUUCGCCUCCGCUAUCGGCCUCAAACCAAAGAGACCCUCCAUUGCCAUACAGGACCCGCCCUCGCCAGUCCUGCCCCUACACACAGACAUCGGAGAUCCCCCACCCCUGCCGAAUUCUCCCCAGUCAGGUCCAGGCUACUCCAAUGGCCAGCACUGGGACGACAUGCUCGAACCUCUCACCCCUUUCGACUCGAAACCCUCCUAUGCCCGCUCCGUUAUGACUAUCUCAGACGACCCCUUCGCCGCUCGCGAAAUCGUCGUCCCUCCCUCUAUCCGUGACCCCACACGCCUUUCCGUCCUCUCAGAUACUGAUGUACCAGACCAUGACAUUCGCGGAAAGGGCGACGCUCUUUCCGCACACAGGAUAUCUUUUGCAUCGUCAUCUUCCCAGUCCCAACAGUCUGACUCUCAUGCCCGUCCUUCCUCCUCUUCACUCCUCCCCGUCCAACCAGGAUGGCGAGCGUCUCGUAUGACUGUACAAAGCGACAAAUCGCCGAGGCGCGAACCCGCUUUCCUGGCCGAGUCUCCGACCUCACCAACCGGAACCCUCCAUCACGGCUGGGGAGGCUCUAAAUCCAACCUUCCCAGUUCACUUUCCUCCACCACCCUCACGGAUAAAGGUCAAAUCUAUGUCUCACCCAUUCCUCCUGUGCCCCGACGACCCAGGGGUCUGACCGUGAAUGAUGCCGGCCCCUCGAGAAGAGGCAUGUCUUCAACUUCAGAGACCUCUCUGUCUCCUUCGAGUUACGUCCCUGGCCCGACCAUGGACUCGAACCCUCGUGUUGUGGUACGGCAAGCCUCUCUGACGAAGAUGCAAGCCCCUCCCCCUCCAACUGCCCCACUUCCUCCUCGGCCAUCUCCUAGUAGUAGUAGUAGUAGAUCACACCACCAUGGGCAUCAUGACCCGUAUUCCCCGUCCGGUUCAAUCUCUGCGCCCCAAUCUAUCAAGAGUUUCAGGCCGCCAUCCAGGCCGCCUAUCAAUCCUAGAUAUCCAUCCCACGGACGCGACUCGAGUGCCGGUAGUUCAGUAAUCGGUGGACGAGACUCAAUCACCUCCUCCGCCUCGUCCAUCUUCCGCUCCGAACUGAGCCCCCCAAAGUCGCUAAAGAAAGCCAUCUCCCAGCAAACGCUCUCGAAACGGCCCUCCGUGCUCAGCAUCGCGUCUUCCUCUUCGACGACGGUCGAAGACGUUAAAUUUAUCAAGAAGCAGCGGUCGUUCCACAGUGCGAGUCGCGCCCCCGUACCGGCCGUCCCGACGCAGUUGCGGCACAAUCAUUCGUACGGCGCUGUAUCUGUAUCGUCUCCGCCGUCGGACGAGCCGUUCCCGGGGGCUGGGGAUUAUCACCGAGACAGCAUGCAGUCGUCACAAUCGCAAUCGCAUGCGCCUCCGACGCCGGGCAGCGGUCGACGGCGGCUGUUCUCCGGGAGUAGUAUCCGACGUUCGACGUCCUCGCAUGCCCAUUCGACGACGGACGACGAUAUGCAGUCCGUUUUCAGCUUACCGAACGAGCCGGACUCGCUUCCGAAUCGGUACACUAAUCCGUUCGGGACCGCGGACUCGGGGUCUUCGAUGUGGGACGACGGUCCCGGUUCGAGUUCGGUUGGGAAUGGGCAUGGUGGUGGGGGCGGUGGUGGUGCGAACGAUUAUGUGCCGCAGCGGAUUAUGAGUCCAGCGGAUAUGUUGAGGUUGGAGGCGUUAGUGCAGGAGGGGAAGAGUGAUGUUGGGUUUGUGAGGUCGAGAGGGACGUCGUUCACGUCGAUUUCGACGUCGAUGUCUAAUGCGUUUUCGGAACAGUCGUCGCACGAGUCGGGCAUGCCAUCGACACCACCAACGUCGAGCCACCAUCCUCACUCGUCGGCUGGUCUUUCGCAGCAUAAUAGACUACAGCAGUCAGGGCUCAACAGUGACGGGUCUCCGCGCCACAGGGCGAUCUCGAAGGUAUUGGGCGUGAACGUUUCAUCGUCGCACGGCCGUCCACGGACCGCUCAAGACUAUUCCGUUUCCUCGCAAGAGUCAUUCCUCCCCGAGCCAUCGACAACUUCGUUCGGGCUCCCACCACCUCCACGGCCGCGACGACCAUUGACGGCUGACCGAACCGAACAGCGGACGAGCAUCAUGCCUAUGCUGCCGCUUUCACCUCCUCCUGCGCGCAAGGCGUCGAGGAGUCUAAGAGCGUUGGAUAAGGAGCAGAUCGUCGCGCGACGGUCGAUGAUGAAGAAGCCGUCGUUUUUGGAGAUUGCGGAUGAGGGGGAGAAGAUGGAGUUUCCGCCGGCGGACGAUAGUUUCUUGGAUAUGGGGAAGGCGUCGCUCGAUAUGUCGAGGAGCAGCGAGGAGGGAGAGGAGGUCGGAGUUGGGCCACAUCGGUUCUAGGGUAGGCCUUUGGGUUGGUCUUGAUAGACACUACACUCUAGGGUGGAUUCGGACAGGAGCGAGCGGAGUAGACUUUCUCUUCUUUUUUUUGGGGUGAGACGAGAUGUGGUGAGGUGAGGUGAGGUGAUUGGACUGGUUGCACGCUCUGGUACGCGUAUAUAUUCACGUUCAUUUUUUAUAUAACAUAACACACACACCCCGUUCAGUCCUCCUCUUCCUUCUCGUGUCCCGUUACCCGUUACCUUCCAUGCACUUCGUCCACACGUUCAUUCGUUGAUACGUUUUCGUCUGUGUUUUUUUUUGUAGUUUGUUUGCUGCUUUGGUUCGCGGCGCUCUUGCCUUGCCUCUUAUGUUAUUCAUUAUCUGUUGUCUCUUUUGGUCCCUCUCCCAUCCGCCGUACCCGGUGCCAUUUCCCCCCCUUUUGCUUCAAUGCUUCAAGUCUGCACGGAGAUUGUACUUAGUUACAAAGCUUUCGGUUCUAUAAUAGCUCUCUCCCUCUCUCUCUCUGCUAAACGCUAGCAAAUAUCCUGUAGUAAGUAAGUUAGCUCCGUACAUCCUACGCCUGAACAUACAUAUUACUACAUACACAUACCACCCAUCGUCGUCGACAAUACCACCGUUACAUACAUACACAUACCACUGCAGAUGAAGGCGCUGCUGUUAGUAUCUUGUUCGUAGUAGUAUUUGGCUAUGGCUAGUUGCAUUGGCGAAAUCUCUAUGGUUCUCUCCCUCCUCCCUCCCUCGUCCUCAUACCUGCACGCUUUACUACUCUCAUACCU
Stereum hirsutum FP-91666 SS1 is the source of this 3473-nucleotide messenger RNA. RefSeq lists its product as uncharacterized. Bases 193 to 2694 code for a protein of 833 amino acids. The record is from RefSeq and is a predicted model, not a curated record. Lineage: Eukaryota; Fungi; Basidiomycota; Agaricomycetes; Russulales; Stereaceae. The transcript is spliced from 3 exons.